AUGACAACAUUUAUUAUUUAUUUUGUCUCUAUCGUUGCGUUUGUUUUUACUAUAAUACAGUUUUUCACGGGAAUACCGAUUUGUCUACAAAUCUACAGACAAGGUCAUGUUGGUGACAUUUCCGGAUUUCCAUUCCUUAUGGGUACUUUGGUAUUGCCAUUCUGGCUUCGAUAUGGUUUUCUCCGAAAUGAUGUAAUGUUGAUUUCAAUCAACUGUGCCGGAAUACCCAUUGCGGUUUUCAAUGCGAUGUUUUUCCUGUACUUUUCAAAACCGAAAAAAUACUACAUGACACAACUAUCUAUCGUGACAAUUAUAAUCUUGACAAUGCUUAUGUUAAUUCAUUUUAAUCCAAACGUGCAGUUUCUUGGAUUCGUUUGCAUUGUUCUCAACCUCAUCACUUUCGGCUCCCCGUUAGCUGGACUAAGAGUAGUGCUCAGAGAUCGGGAAGUGAUCACUCUUCCCUUUGUUUUAUGUCUUGUGCAGUUGAUAGUGCAAUGUCUAUGGAAUUUGUAUGGAAUUCUGAUACAGGACUUUUUUCUUGUGAUUCCGACGGCUGUUGGAAUAAUGAUUAGUCUUGUUCAACUUUCAUUAUUCCUCAUUUUUCCAAGAAAAAGAGACGGAUAUAGUCCAAUGGCAAAAGUGGCACGGUGUGUUUUCGGAAGUUCAAAUAAUCGAAAAGAAGUACCUGAUGAGCCACAGAAAAUUGUUGUUGAAUCUAAUACAGUGUAUUAAAAAAUCAAUGUAAUUUUGCAAUGAAGAUAUU
Molecule: messenger RNA, 763 nt
Organism: Caenorhabditis elegans
Lineage: Eukaryota; Metazoa; Nematoda; Chromadorea; Rhabditida; Rhabditidae
Gene: swt-2
Product: Sugar transporter SWEET
Exons: 6
Coding region: 1-732 (243 amino acids)
Biological process (GO): carbohydrate transmembrane transport
Cellular component (GO): Golgi membrane; membrane; plasma membrane
Molecular function (GO): sugar transmembrane transporter activity
Source: RefSeq, marked reviewed